GGACAACCCAAGAAGAAGCACAGCUCACCGUUCGCGAUCCGAAGCCCAUCUCAAUGGUCGGCGGUUGUUCAUCGUUGACCCGCUUCUCAGUCAAAUUCCAAUCGAGGCAGAUAUGCUUCCUUCUUCUUCUUUCUUUCCUAUUAAUAAAACGUUGGUGCCCCCCCAUAAAGAUGGAGUCUUUUCCGUUGUUUUUUCUCUGGGUAGGGUCUGUCUCUUUCUCUGCCUUCCUCUCCAAGCUUUCUUGCUCGGAGAGUAAAGGAAAGGGUCUGCUCCUGCUUCGUCCCUCUCUCCCUCUCCGCAGAUCUCUGUCUCUCUGGCAAUGGCUUCUUCCACCGCCAGCAGAUGGAUCAGGCCCGAGGUGUACCCUCUUUUUGCCGCGGUUGGUGUAGCGGUUGGCAUCUGCGGGAUGCAACUCAUAAGAAACAUCUGCACUAACCCAGAAGUCAGAGUUACCAAAGAGAACAGAGCCGCUGGGGUGCUCGAUAACUUCGCAGAGGGUGAGAAGUACUCGCAGCAUGUCGUCAGGAAGUUCGUUCGCAACAGACCCUCUGAGAUCAUGCCAUCCAUCAACAAGUUCUUCUCCGAUCCCAACUAAAGAUGUCGGCGAUUGAUAUGUUUUCGCAACAAGAAGUUAUACUUUUGCCAAUGUAGCUCAAAAACUAGGAUUAUUUCUGAUUUGAUCAGAAGCGAUGGGAUGAUUUGUUCAUUAAAUCGUGGUUUUUCUUGGGUUUGAAUCUGAUGAAUAAAUGAAAUCUUUAUACUUUGCAAA
Syzygium oleosum is the source of this 769-nucleotide messenger RNA. RefSeq lists its product as uncharacterized. Bases 320 to 595 code for a protein of 91 amino acids. Lineage: Eukaryota; Viridiplantae; Streptophyta; Magnoliopsida; Myrtales; Myrtaceae. The record is from RefSeq and is a predicted model, not a curated record. The transcript has 3 exons.